Molecule: messenger RNA, 945 nt
Organism: Nannospalax galili (Upper Galilee mountains blind mole rat)
Lineage: Eukaryota; Metazoa; Chordata; Mammalia; Rodentia; Spalacidae
Product: olfactory receptor 150
Exons: 1
Coding region: 1-945 (314 amino acids)
Biological process (GO): G protein-coupled receptor signaling pathway; sensory perception of smell
Cellular component (GO): membrane
Molecular function (GO): olfactory receptor activity; G protein-coupled receptor activity; odorant binding
Source: RefSeq, a predicted model, not a curated record
AUGAAAAUGGCAGAAGGAAACCAUUCUAUUGUGACGGAGUUCGUGAUUGCAGGUUUAACAGGAAAACCAGAGCUGCAGCUGCCCCUCUUCCUGCUCUUCCUCGGGAUCUACAUGCUCACAGUGCUGGGGAACCUGGGCAUGAUCAUGCUGAUCCUGCUCAGCUCCCACCUGCACACCCCCAUGUACUUCUUCCUCAGCAGUCUGUCCUUCAUUGACCUCUGUUAUUCCACUAUCAUUACCCCAAAAAUGCUGGUGAACUUUGUGACAAAAAAGAACAUCAUCUCUUACCCUGAAUGUAUGACUCAGCUCUAUUUUUUCAUUGCAUUUGUUAUAUCUGAGUGUCACAUGUUGGCUGCAAUGGCCUAUGACCGCUAUGUGGCCAUCUGUAAUCCCUUGCUUUACAAUGUCACCAUGUCUUAUCAAGUCUGUUCCUGGAUGGUAGGUGGAGUAUAUGGCAUGGGCUUCAUUGGUGCAGCAAUUCACACUUUCUGCAUGCUAAGAGUACAGUUCUGUAAGGCUAAUAUAAUAAACCAUUACUUCUGUGAUCUUUUCCCAUUGAUGGAGCUCGCAUGCUCCAGUACUUUUGUCAAUGAGGUAGUACUCCUAUGCCUCAGUGCUUUCAAUAUUUUUAUUCCCACUCUGACCAUCUUGAGCUCUUACAUCUUCAUCAUUGCCAGCAUCCUCCGCAUUAAAUCCACUGAGGGCAGGUUCAAAGCCUUCAGCACCUGCAGCUCCCACUUCUCUGCUGUGGCCGUCUUCUUCGGCUCUCUGGCAUUCAUGUACCUGCAGCCCUUCUCUGUCAGUUCCAAAGACAAAGACAAAGUGUCGUCUGUGUUUUAUACUACUGUUGUACCCUUACUGAAUCCCAUGAUCUACAGCCUAAGAAAUAGGGAUGUCAAACUCGCUCUAAGUAAGUUAUUUCAAAAGAAGAAUUUCAUUAUGUAA